Molecule: messenger RNA, 657 nt
Organism: Eruca vesicaria subsp. sativa (arugula)
Lineage: Eukaryota; Viridiplantae; Streptophyta; Magnoliopsida; Brassicales; Brassicaceae
Source: the annotation of a GenBank genome assembly
AUGGCAGCAUAUAAAUCUGACGACGAUUAUGAUUACUUGUUCAAAGUUGUCUUAACAGGAGAUUCCGGUGUUGGAAAAUCAAAUCUGCUCUCCCGAUUCACCAAAAACGACUUCAGCCACGACUCACGCUCGACCAUCGGGGUUGAAUUCGCCACACGAAGCAUUAAAGUCGACGACAAGAUUAUCAAAGCUCAAAUAUGGGAUACUGCCGGCCAAGAAAGGUAUCGAGCCAUCACGAGCGCUUAUUACCGAGGAGCCGUUGGUGCGUUAUUGGUCUACGACGUUACACGGCACGUGACAUUCGAGAACGUUGAGAGAUGGCUAAAGGAGCUAAGGAACCACACGGACGCAAACACAGUAAUUAUGCUCGUAGGUAACAAAGCUGAUCUGCGUCACCUUCGAGCCAUCCCAACGGAAGAAGUGAAAGCUUUUGCAGAGAGAGAAAACACUUUCUUCAUAGAGACCUCAGCACUCGAGGCUUUAAACGUCGAAAACGCUUUCACAGAGGUUCUCACUCAGAUUUACAGAGUCGUUAGCAAGAAUGCUCUUGAUGGUGGAGCUGAUCCAAGCACUGCUUUGCCUAAAGGACAAGUAAUUAAUGUUGGAAGCAGAGAUGAUGUUUCAGCCGUCAAGAAAGCUAGUUGCUGCUCGACAUAA